ACGCAUCUGUUAGGACUAAUCCUGGAAACCCUCAAUAAUUUAGUGUGAAUACAGCUUUCUCUCUCCAUCUCUCACUUUUUGCAUAGCCUGCCAACCCAACACCAUUGAAGCAGUUGAUGAAGUUGACCAGCCCAAUGUCAAAAGACAGGAGAUUGAUCCAACAGCCUCACAUAUAUUCCAAACCUGUCUAGAUAGAUAGACAGAUACAACCAAAAGGAAAUGGUACCACUUCUCCUUCCAAUCAAGCAAUGAAAGACUCCUUUGUAAGAAAGUUUCAACCCACACAAAGACAGACUUCCCAGCACCAACAAGACUAUAACACCAGACUUUUCUCUCCUUUGUCUAAUAACCCACAAGCCUUAAUCCUCUCUCUAUAUUUUCCAUAUUCACCAAUUCAAGACAAGUCUUGGCGCAACGAUCCUGCAGUGACGGAAGCCUUCUUUUUUUUUCUUUUUUUUUUUAUCAAUUCUUGUGGAAUAAAGAUACCAUCUGUAUCACCAUGGACAAAAACCAUUAUGUGUUCACACUAAACCUCUCUGUGAUCAUAGCCCUCGGAGUCAUCUCCUUCGUAUUGUGCAUUGCCUCCGAGUUCAAGAGGACAAAGAGGAGGGAUCUCAAAUUGGACGGUAAGUUGUGUUAUUUGCCGGGAAGUCCUGCUUUUGGGCUUGGAAUUGCAGCUUUGAUCUGUCUGUUGUCGGCUCAGGUCAUCGGAAACUUCAUCAUCUGUAGAAAUUACUGUUUGAGAGAGAAGAGAACCAGUUUCAGGGCUAAAAAACCAACGGUUGCUACCACUUUUCUGGUCCUAUCAUGGAUCAGUUGCGGAUUUGCAAUUAUAUUAUUAAGCGCGGCCACAAGUAUAAAUAGAAUACAGCACUUCGGAGAUGGAUGGGUAGAUGGCGAGUGCUACAUAGUAAAAGAUGGAGUGUAUGUUGGGGCAUCAAUUCUAGUUUUGGUCACAGUGGGCUCAACACUUGCUUCAACCAUCAUAACAAUCAAGAAGGAACGAGUUGAGCAAGGCCUAAAGGCUCAUGGGCAAGUUCGAUGAAGAAAUUGGGGCUAAACAAAAGAGAACAAGACAAUUAUCAUAUAACAGCAAUAUUAGAAACUCAAAAAAAGCGUUGUAUAUACAAGAAUUGAAUCUGAAGCACAUUUCAAUUUUCAGGACAAAUUUUCUAAGUUCCCAUCUUUUCUGAUCAAAGUUGGGGAGUGAUGUGGGCAGAAGGAAGGGAAGGACCUCCACCAUGCAUCAACUACACCAAAUGGAGGAAAAAGAAGACCUCAGCCCAACAAAAAUCUACAAGGUUUGCUCAGAAGUUCAAAUAAUUAUUUUGUAUUUCAUAUUCAAGACAUACAGAGAAAAUAAGUUUUUCCGUACAUGGUGGGUUAGCCUCACUUGGACUUGUGGUACAUACCUAUGUCAAUAGUCAAAACAAAGAAUUUUAAACAACCAAACAAGAAAAAAUAAAUGAAGAUGUUUCUUUUCAUA
This is a messenger RNA of Camellia sinensis, 1486 nucleotides long. The record is from RefSeq and is a predicted model, not a curated record. Lineage: Eukaryota; Viridiplantae; Streptophyta; Magnoliopsida; Ericales; Theaceae.